This is a messenger RNA of Puntigrus tetrazona (Sumatra barb), 2060 nucleotides long. RefSeq names its product BTB (POZ) domain containing 17b (gene btbd17b). The record is from RefSeq and is a predicted model, not a curated record. Gene Ontology annotation, molecular function: protein binding. NCBI's taxonomy places the organism in Eukaryota, Metazoa, Chordata, Actinopteri, Cypriniformes, Cyprinidae.
AUGCUCAGCGAUGUGCCAGCGUCCUACAUAAAGAGUGUGGGACAGGGAGACUGGGCAGCACAUACAGCAGAGAGAGAGGCUGGAGUGGAAAAAAAGGACGACAUUGAUACAGGACGAGAGAUGGUGAACUCCGGAGGAAGCAUUCCUGCUGCAGUCUAUGUGGCCAACCUUUGCGUUGCACUUUGUGUAGGAGCUGCUCUGAAGUCAGAUGUGGUGUUGGAGAACAGUGCUACCACCCUGAACCAUUCAAUGGCGCUGGUGCAGCGCAUGGAGGCCCUGCUGACCCAGGGCAACGGCAGCGACGUGAUCCUGCGCGUUCAGACCUUAAACACGGACGAGGUGAAGGUCAUCCAGGUCCACUCGCUGGUGUUGACUCUCCAGAGCGACGUUUUUGAUGAGCUCCUGCAGACCAGAAACUCCACUGCGAUGAUCCUCAGAGAGACUCCAGACUGUGCCGCUGUCUUUGAUAAGUUCAUUAGGUACUUAUACUGCGGAGACAUCACAGUGCGUCUGAACCAGGCCAUUCCUCUUCACAAGCUCGCCAGCAAGUACCACGUGUGGGACCUCCAGCAGGGCCUCACCCAGUACAUGAGCCAGCACCUGUCCAGUGACUCGCCCGCGGGUCACGUGGUGAGCUGGUACCAGUACGCCACGCAGAUCGGGGACGUGACCCUGCAGAACAGCUGCCUGCAGUAUCUGUCCUGGAACCUGUCGUCGGUUCUGCAGAGCGCCGAGUGGAGCUCCGUGAGCGAAGAACUGCUGCUCACCUUGCUCCAGCGUUCGGACCUGGUUCUGCAGAGCGAACUGGAGCUGUAUGAAGCCCUGGAGGCCUGGAUCAAUCAGAACCAGCCUUCGGGCGAGACGGCCGAGAGCGCGCUCAAAGCCAUACGCUACGCCAUGAUAUCCCCUCAACACUUGUUCCACCUGCAGAAGAAGUCGCCUGUGAUGUUGAAGUAUUACGAAACGGUGCGCGAUCUUCUCUUCCUCGCCUUCCAGUUCCACGCAGCCUCACCCGUCCAGCUCGCGAAGUACUUCGACGUGAACUGCAGCCUCUUUACGCCUCGUAACUAUUUGUCGCCAGCAUGGGGCUCUCCGUGGGUCAUCAACAACCCAACGCGGGACGAUCGCAGCUUCAGUUUUCAGACUCAGCUCGGACCGAGCGGCUACGACGCCAGCAAACGCGUGACCUGGAACGCUCUUUUCUCUCCUCGCUGGCUUCCUCUAAGCGUGCGAUCCGCUUAUCCGGAGCAGGGCUCCCUGCAACCCACUCGUACCGAUGGAGGGCGUCCGCGGAUCAUCGUCACCCCCGCCACCUCCAGCCCAGACUUUGCCGGCGUCAGCUUUCAAAAGACUGUCAUCGUUUCGGCCCGGAAGCAGGGGAAGGUGGUGGUCCGUCACGUCUACAACUUCCACCAGAGCACGGAAGAGGCGGGAGACUUCCUGCUGGAAGCGGACCUGCAGCGUAGAGCGUCUGAGUACCUCAUUGACAGCUCGCUCUACCUGCACAUUAUUGUGAAACCCCUCUAUCACAGCCUCAUCGUAGCGAAAAAGUAAACCGAUGGUUUCUGGUGCCCAAUAUCUUUGAAAGCCAGUUUUUACAUGCACAAAUAUAUUUACGUAUACGGAUUUGGCAGGUGUUAAGUUGCAUUCUGGUGUGCAACACCCAGUUUUCACCAUUCAAGCAAUUCCCAAUGGACAAAAUCAAAGUCCACCCUUCUUUUUCUGCUUUAAUAUCCUGUUUCACUUUGGAUAUUGCAGAGUUAAAAUAGGUUGUGUGUGGUUACUUUAACAAGCUAUUUUUAGCAUGAAAGCUCACCCUAAUUUAUUAGCACUUGGAAAUCACAAUAGUCACAUUUGUAACAUGUUUGAGUUCAGAUUAUCAUCUAAGUUGUGCGGUGAGCAUGCAUGAGUCCAUAAAAUGAAUUUUUUUUUUUAAAAUCUUAAAAAUUGUUUUUUUUGCAUAAUUAAUGCAUUUGCAAGCAUUGUCUUAUGUAAUACUCUUAUUUCAUCACUUAUGUUGCAAUUCAUGUUCAUUUUCAUUAAAAUCACAAUUUAUGAAC